AUGAAAUCAAAAAAAAAUAUUAGAUCAUCUUCUGCUCAAUUUGAAACGUUGAUGUUGAAAUUUAAUUGGAGCAUGAAAAUGAAUGCUCUUUAAAAGAUAUUUAUGAAAAGAUGCAAAUAACCAUUAUAAGAUCUCAAAAAUCAUGGUAAUGAACAUCCUGGAAGAAUUGUUAAAAGACAUGUUCGUCAUUUAUCAGAUCAAGUUGAUGAUACAAUGGAACAACUUAAAUUAUUAGAAUUACUUAAACAUAGAAGAACUCCAACUGACAAUUUUCAUAAGUGUAAUUCUUCUGAUCUAACUCGUAUUUACAGCAAUAGAAAUAGAGAUGAAAAUUCUUCUUUCUUUCAAUCUGAUGAGAAUAAUAUAAUAAAUGAUUAAUUUUUAGCAUUAUUUAAGGAUCAAAAAGAUUAAACAUAUUUUGGCAUCUUAAGUAAAUUUCAAUUCAAUAAUAGCUCCAAGAACUUAAAUUGAAUAAGAGAAUCUACAUAAAAUGUUGGAACAUAAAAAAUUGAAUUCUAAUGAUAUUAGUACAUUCAUUUAAUUAGUCAAGAAACCACGAAUAGUAUUAGAAGAAGAGAAAAAUUAGUAAUUAUAAUCAAGUACUAAUUUUAAGUUAUUGAUUAUCUUAACUAUAUUACUAUUAAUUGUAAUAACACUUAUUUGA
Paramecium pentaurelia is the source of this 664-nucleotide messenger RNA. The record is from the annotation of a GenBank genome assembly. Lineage: Eukaryota; Ciliophora; Oligohymenophorea; Peniculida; Parameciidae.